ACUUUUGAUUUUUUCAAGGUGUUGCGGUCUACCCAGUGGUGCAGGUGUGGCGAUGGAAACCUCAGAAUUAAUAAGAAUUUUAGCCGAUCUAGCUAAAUCUGAAGAUUUGUAUGUGGAGUCACCAAAGAAUGAUACAGCAGAAACUCCGUGCACAGGAAAUUCAUUAAAAGGAGGAGGAAGGAGUAUUGGAGAUGAUAAUGAAGUUCCAAAUUCAAACUAUUCAAAUGCAGUACUAGAAGCCAAGUCUAGACCAGUUUUAGAAACUCGCAAGGCACAUGCUGAAGGGCUUAUGUUAUGGAGUGAUGGAGAAGAAAAUGAAGUUCCAAAUUUAUUCAAAACAGUACUAGAAGCCAAGUCUAGACCAGCUUUAGAAACUCGCAAUGCAAAUGCAACCUUUUGGGGAGCCGUGACGGGAUUUGUUUGGAAUGCUGUUUCGAGAGUUUUCCAAUAUGUGACUGGAAACUAUGCAGUGACAGCGAAAGUCCAAUUGAUACCUGUCAGCGACUUGUUGAGAAGAUUAGAAGAACCACACAGGAGAAGACUUACAGACAGAAUGCGAAUAAUUAUGAAUGAACAUUCUAUCGUGGACCUGAAUACUCUGGUCAGUAAAAUACAAGAAGAUUCUUCAUUAGUUCGUCAAAUAGUUCUUAAGUAUUUAAUAGAAUAUCUUACUGAAGAAAUGUCUUUACCUGUUAGAAUACCCAUUAAGGAAAAUUCUGAGGAAGAUCGUGAUUAAUCUUCUAAAACGUUGGAUAUUUGUCCAAAUUGGGAUAAAAGAUAGCAGCAGAAGUUUGUGAUAUUUUUCUCUUUUAAUUCCUUGUAUGUUUUUAUUUUUAUGUGUGCUUGUAUUCUAACAAUCCUUUGAUGUUCAAUUAUGUAGUCUGUUCAAAGUUUCCUAAGAAAAAAAAAUGCAUGUAAAAAGAAGGUCAAUAAAUAAGUCAUUCCAAUAAA
Argiope bruennichi is the source of this 951-nucleotide messenger RNA. RefSeq lists its product as uncharacterized. The transcript is spliced from 4 exons. The record is from RefSeq and is a predicted model, not a curated record. The coding region runs from base 53 to 736 and encodes 227 amino acids. NCBI's taxonomy places the organism in Eukaryota, Metazoa, Arthropoda, Arachnida, Araneae, Araneidae.